This is a messenger RNA of Postia placenta MAD-698-R-SB12, 492 nucleotides long. RefSeq lists its product as hypothetical. NCBI's taxonomy places the organism in Eukaryota, Fungi, Basidiomycota, Agaricomycetes, Polyporales, Adustoporiaceae. The record is from RefSeq and is a predicted model, not a curated record. The coding region runs from base 1 to 492 and encodes 163 amino acids. The transcript is spliced from 3 exons.
AUGUUCGCCCACCUCCCCUUCACCACUCUCGGUGCACUGGCUCUGGCGAUGCUCGCUCAGGCCAACCUCUCCUCCCAUCACCGUCGCUCACUCACGGGCCAGUCUAUCGCGUUUGCGUGCUACGGCGGUGGUGGUGACUGCGAAUGCCCCCCUGAUCUCACCGGCGGCGCAGGCACGCUCAUCAACGUUUACCCCGGCUUCCAGUGCGCGUACAAGGGGGGCGCCUGCACCUGGGACGACAAGACCGGUGCUCUGCAGAACGUAAAUCAGACGAAUUGCCCCACGAAGGCGGCAUGCAGCACGUCUAGCGGGUGCGAGUGCCCGACGGACCUGAACAAUAACACUGGCGUCCUCGUCAACCAGUUCGCGGGCUACCAGUGCGUGUACACCAAUGGCGCAUGCACCUGGAACGCCGCCGGAGUCCUGCAAAAUACCGGUCAGACGAACUGCCCGACGAACAAGACUUGCUCCCAGCUCGCUGGAGACUCGUAA